GAGCAGCUUCCCCAUCAGCAUCUGUGCUGCCACUUCCCUCUGUUUGGUUUCCUGGUAUGAAAAGCUGAGUGUGGCAUCGGGCCAAAGCUGGUAGGAAACUGGAGGCACCGCAUUUGGUUUGAAGAGGAAGGAUCCACUCCUGGAAAACAACAGCUAUUUUAAAUCAGGACGAUCUCAUUGGUUCAUCGGUGAUGAGGUCUUUGCUCGAGAUGCCUCAGCUCGUGACGUUGGCGCGCGCUCCCCCUGACUGGUUGGCUGGUAGGACGGUCCGGUGAGCAGAGACAGAGGAUGAGGAGUAAGUGAAGCGAAGACACGUUCAGCGGACAACUGCUUUUCUCUUUUAAGCUGAAGGAGCUGAAUGAGCUUUGCUGCAGCCAUGCUCAGUCUACCGCGCCCCCUUCUGGUCACCUGCGUGUAUCUCCUGCUGCUGCCGGGCUGUCAGGGCAGGAUCCUCGGCUACACCAAUGGUUUUCACUACCAGGACAUCAGCAACGGGAAUGGACACGGAGAGAUUUAUUUUAAUGGGAUUCGUCUCCACGUGGAAUCCCCUCAGUCUUCAGUGUCAGCCACUAGGGGGAGCACUGUCACCCUUCCGUGUCACUACCACUAUGAGCCUGAACUGACUAUACCACGCAAGACCCGUGUCAAAUGGUCCUGGUUGCCUGCCAACACCAUGACUCCACAAGUUUCUGCUGAUGCCUUCCUCAAGGAGACUGAGGUUAUGGUUGCCAUGGGAAGCCGCCACCGCAGCUACGGCAGCUUCCGUGGCCGCGUGCGCCUGCGACGCUCAGCGCCAGGGGACAUGUCUCUAGUAAUCAAUGAGCUACAGGUCAACGACACAGGAAGAUAUCGCUGUGAAGUGAUUGAUGGCCUGGAGGAUGACAGUGUGACGGUGGAUCUGGAGCUACGGGGUGUGGUGUUUCCUUACUACUCUCAGAAAGGACGCUACCAUUAUAACUUCUUCAGGGCCCAAAAAGAGUGCCAGGAUCAGGACGCUACUUUGGCUACAUUUGAGCAGCUCUUUACAGCAUGGGAGGAGGGGCUAGACUGGUGUAAUGCUGGCUGGUUGGCUGAUGGCACAGUGCAGUAUCCAAUCACAAUCCCACGUGAUGGUUGUGGGGGCAAGAACUUGGCUCCUGGUCUACGGAGCUAUGGAGAACGAGACCGUGUCCUUCACCGAUAUGACGCUUUCUGCUUCGCUGCGUCUGUUAAGGGGACAGUUUACUUCUUAGAGAACACAACCAAGCUCAACUUCACUGAAGCAAUCCAGGCUUGUUCCAGUGAUGGAAGUCAGAUUGCCAAAGUGGGCCAGCUGUAUGCUGCAUGGAAACUGAUGGGAUUGGACCACUGUGAUGCAGGCUGGUUGGCUGAUGGAAGUGUCCGUUAUCCUAUCACAAAGGCCCGGGCUAACUGUGGUCCAUCACAACCAGGUGUGCGUAGUUUUGGGUUCCCCCCUCAGUACCUGAAAUUUGGUGUCUACUGUUAUCGGUCGAUGCUCUGUUUUAACGCGGGACAAAUUAAACCAUACUAAUAGUGAAGCAGGUUAAAGCUCUGCUUGAGAGGUUAGCAUUAGAUAUAGCCUGGAUGCAAAUUAGCAGUUAGCCAGUUUAUUCUUCUCUGAGCUAUUUUAAAGUGAUGGGAUUUGGUUUAUCUCUCUCCAUCUCAAAUAGACCAAUGACACAAUUGACCAUGAAGCAACUGUUAAACUAACUGUGGACAUCAGUCUUGCCGACAUGUCAUUGUUAAACAUGUAAAUCCAAAAUCAUGGGUGUUAUUAUGUUGCUGCAAGAGCAUUCACUCUUUGUUCCAUCACUCUUUUUCCUUUUUUUUUUUAAAUUUAUAUUUUUUUUAUUAAGGUUUCAAAAGCUGGCAUUCACAGUAUGUACAUCAUGUAAGCAUACUUCUUGCUUAGGUUAUCUGCCUUAGAUACCGAAAUAGUAUUUUAAUUUACAUCCGAGUCAUAAAGAGAGAAUAUUUACAACUAUAGAAGCAAUUGAAACAAUCACAUAAUCCGAAAUAAGAAAACAAACAAAACCAACAAACCUACAAACAAAACAGAAAAAAACAAAAAAAAAAACAAACAAAAAACAAAAAACAAAAAACGGAUGUGUUGGUAGGGGGUGAUCCUAUAAAUAUAUACUCUCAUACAUCACAGUUAUUGGUUUGUAAAAAUAAAAUCUGGCCUAUGAGGCGUGAUAUAUUUGACCCAGUUUUCCCAGUAUGAUGUAAAUUUCUCCAGCUUGUGGUUAACAGAAGCUGUUAUCUUUUCCAUGUUAUAGAUUUCCAUUGUGAUUUCCAUCCAUGUACUUAUGUUUGGGCUCUCCGGGGAUAACCAUUUUCUGGUGAUACUCUUUUUACAGGCCACCAGUAGAAUAUUUACUAAAUGUUUAUCAUAUUUAGGCCAUUCCUGAGGUAUAUAUCCAAAGAACAUAGUCUUACUCUCGAGGGGUAUUUCGCAUUUAAAGAUAUCCUGUAAGGCAUUAUGUAUUUCUCUCCAAUAAUCCCUCAAGAUAGAGCAGUCCCAAAAAAUGUGGUAGUGAUUUGCACUUUGAUUUCCACAGUUCCUCCAACAAGCAGGGGAGUUAUCAUCAUAAUGAGACUUCUGAGAAGGUGUUAUAAAGUAUCUAAUUAGGCACUUCCAGCCGAAUUCCCUCCACUUUUGUGAGCUGGUACACAUCCACUGAUACCUCCAUAUUGCCGUCCAUUCUUCCUCUAAUAUUUUUAUCCCUCCUUCCUUCUCCCAUUUUGUUCUAAUAUAUGAAGUCGAAUAUGGUUUCAAAUCCAUUAGACCCUUAUACAGACAUGAUACAAUUCUAUCAAUAGUUUCGGAGUUAUAGCUUUUUAUAAACAAUUCCGUCAAGCGUGUGUUUGUCAUUGUUACAUUUCUGAAUAGGAAUAGACAGCAUUUGUUCCUCAAUGGUUUUCCAUUGGGCAGUGUAUGAUGGGUUACACCAGCAUAUUAUUGCUCUCAUCUGCGCUGCAAAGUAGUAGUAUCUGAGGUCAGGGAGGCCCCAUCCUCCCUUUUGCUUAGCCAGCUGUAGAGUUUUGAGGCGAACCCUUGGUCUUUUACCUUGCCAUAUAUAUCUAGAUAACAUUUUGUCCCACUCAUUAAAUUGACUUUGGUUACCAUCACUCUUUUUCCAUCACACCUGUCACUAUCCAUUUGACAGUUGUUCCUGUUUGGUACACAACAGAUGCUGAUAUGUCUGUGGUCACAGCUGGGUUUCCAGUUUAUCUCAGAGGUGUUAGUUGGGGUUAUCAUCACUGUCUCAAGGCUCACCCAUUGUGCUAGGUAUUGCCAAAGUCCCAGUGCUGGGAC
Messenger RNA from Haplochromis burtoni (Burton's mouthbrooder), 3319 nucleotides. RefSeq names its product hyaluronan and proteoglycan link protein 3 (gene hapln3). Lineage: Eukaryota; Metazoa; Chordata; Actinopteri; Cichliformes; Cichlidae. The record is from RefSeq and is a predicted model, not a curated record. Gene Ontology annotation, molecular function: hyaluronic acid binding. The transcript has 6 exons. Bases 359 to 1531 code for a protein of 390 amino acids. Gene Ontology annotation, biological process: cell adhesion.